GAAAAACCAUAAGGGGUCAGAAUGGAUCAGCAGUAACAUCUGACCUAAUCUGAAACAGAAAGAGAGAAGUUCGACUUCUUAUUUUUGCUUUUCCUUUGAAGUGCAGUUCAAAGCAAAAUCUGGAAGUGUCUGCUGUCUGGGAUAUUCAGCAAUGGACUACGACUACAACAGCACAGAUGAAGAUGAGGACAGCCUCCCAUUUGCUUGUCAAUUUUUGGACUUUUCAACCAUUACUGGAGCCGUGUUCAUCAUAAUCUUCAUCGUCGGCGUCAUCGGCAAUGUCCUCCUCUUACGUAUUCUGUUUACUUUUGAAAAACUCUAUCUUGUCACAAAAAUCUUCAUCAUAAACCUCGCUUGUUCUGAUUUGAUCUUUGCUGCCUCAGUCCCCUUCUGGGCUGUCUACCACCUUCAUCAUUGGAUCUUUGGGGAUUUUAUGUGCAAAUUCAUCAUUUGGGUGCACUUCACUGGUCUGUACAGCAGCAUCUUUGUGCUAACAGCAAUGACUGUGGAUCGUUUUUGUACUGUGGUGCUGAACAACUGGCCAAACAACAAUCAGAAGAAGAAACAGUAUGCCAUCGGUGCCUGUGUGGUUGUCUGGGUGAUCAGUAUUGGUACAUCUGUGUAUGAUGCUUUCAAAAUGGAGCUUUCUGAUGAUUACUACUGUGAAGUUGCUUUUUCUGAUGAACUUGGAUAUUAUUUCCAAGUUUCUCUGCUUUUUUUCGUCCCAAUUGCCAUUAUUAUUUUCUGCAAUUGUGCCAUUAUAUAUGCUAUUUUACAGACAGCAAGCAGAACAAGGCACAAAGCUCUAAGUAUAGUUUUUUGCAUUGUUGCAGUCUACAUCAUCUGCUGGGGACCCUACAAUAUUGUACUUCUCAUUAAGGAUUUGUACACACCCAAAGACUGUGAAGAACUGCAGCGGUUAGAUAUUGUCUACAAUAUCUGUCGAAUGCUUGCCUUCUCCCACUGCUGUAUGAAUCCUCUGCUUUGUAUGCUCACACAAAAGUUUCGAAGUCACCUGUUUUGUCUUUUACGCCAGAUAGUUGGUAUUAACAGAGAAAGAGCCAACUGACCAGAACAUGUCUUAUGUUGAGAAUGCCAGUCCAGCUCGCAAAACACGUGUCCUGCUUAAGUUGCACAGCAGAUAAUUGGUAACAACCAAACACCAGCUCACACCAGAGGAACUCUCUUUUUUAAAUUUAUAUGUGCACAAGUUUACACAAAUUAUAUUUAUAUGGUGCAUCUGAAAGCCAGAAAUACUAAUACACAGAUAUGGAAUCUUAAAAGUCUGGCUAUUUUUCCACACUGAUUUUAUUGACUCACCAUGUUGAAGAGUAACGUUUCAAUCAUUUUUAAAAUAUAUAUCUUUUUGGCACCAAAUCUUUUUUGCAUGUUGGUUCUAUGGAUCCGAAGUUUGUUUUUUUUAAAAUAACAAAAUUUAUUUAUUUAUUCUUUUUAUUUGCUUUUUGAUUUGUGUUUCAUAAGUGAUCAGGACUACAUACUGUAAAUGCAAUGCUGUUAGGGCAAUACCAAGCACAACUCUAUUACUGAGGAACAAU
Messenger RNA from Xiphophorus couchianus (Monterrey platyfish), 1556 nucleotides. RefSeq names its product chemokine XC receptor 1-like. The transcript has 2 exons. Bases 152 to 1069 code for a protein of 305 amino acids. The record is from RefSeq and is a predicted model, not a curated record. Gene Ontology annotation, molecular function: C-C chemokine receptor activity; C-C chemokine binding. Gene Ontology annotation, cellular component: external side of plasma membrane; membrane. Gene Ontology annotation, biological process: G protein-coupled receptor signaling pathway; cell chemotaxis; calcium-mediated signaling. Lineage: Eukaryota; Metazoa; Chordata; Actinopteri; Cyprinodontiformes; Poeciliidae.